UAUUGCAUUGAAUUGAAUUAUCUUUCAUUGAAAUGGGUGAGGCCGAAUAUAGAUGUUUCGUAGGUGGGCUAGCAUGGACCACCGAUGAUCACAACCUGGAGAAGGCAUUUUCUCAGUACGGUGAAGUCGUCGAAUCGAAGGUCCGUUUGUAUCGCCUCCUCCUCGUCGCGGAGAUCGGAUCCAUCCAGAUCUGAAUAUGUUACUCUCUGGUUUUAAUGUUACUCUGUCGUUCGUUACUCUUAUAUGUUACUUUUACUACUACUUGAUCUCAUGAAUAUUGCGAUCAUUAACGAUCGCGAGACCGGCAGAUCUAGAGGUUUCGGCUUCGUUACGUUCAAAGAUGAGCAAUCGUUGAGGGAUGCGAUCGAAGGAAUGAACGGUCAAUCUCUCGAUGGCCGUAACAUCACUGUCAACGAGGCUCAGUCUCGAGGAAGCGGUGGCGGUGGUGGUUUCCGAAGCGGCGGUGGUCGUCGUGAAGGAGGUGGUGGUUACAAUCGUGAAGGAGGAGGUUACAGCCGUGGAGGCGGCGGUUAUGGUGGAGGUGGUGGAGGUUACGGUGGAGGUGGUGGUUACGGUGGAGGCGGUCGUGGACGCGGUGGCGGUGGUGGUUAUGGAGGAAAUGGUGGCGGCGGUGGUGGUUAUGGUGGAAAUGGUGGCGGUGGUGGUGGUUAUGGUGGAAAUGGUGGCGGUGGUUAUGGUGGAAAUGGCGGUGGUGGGUAUGGUGGAAAUGGUGGCGGUGGUUCUCGUUACUCAAGGGGUGGCGGCGGCGGUGGUGGUGCUUCUGAUUCCGAUUGGAGGAACUAGUAGUAGUAAUACUAAUAAGAAUUUGACAGACAUAUAUAUAUAUGUUGAUCAUUAUCAUCAUCAUCAUCAUCGAAUGUUUGAUGUUAUUAUAAAUCUCGUUCUAUGAACGGAAUCUAUCCCCUCCUACUCUUGGUUAUGGCUUUUGAUA
Molecule: messenger RNA, 952 nt
Organism: Impatiens glandulifera
Lineage: Eukaryota; Viridiplantae; Streptophyta; Magnoliopsida; Ericales; Balsaminaceae
Product: glycine-rich RNA-binding protein 10-like
Exons: 2
Coding region: 244-804 (186 amino acids)
Molecular function (GO): mRNA binding
Source: RefSeq, a predicted model, not a curated record